Messenger RNA from Acanthaster planci (crown-of-thorns starfish), 4291 nucleotides. RefSeq names its product DCC-interacting protein 13-alpha-like. Gene Ontology annotation, cellular component: endosome membrane; cytoplasm. Gene Ontology annotation, biological process: signaling. Gene Ontology annotation, molecular function: protein binding. NCBI's taxonomy places the organism in Eukaryota, Metazoa, Echinodermata, Asteroidea, Valvatida, Acanthasteridae. The record is from RefSeq and is a predicted model, not a curated record.
ACCUCAUGUGUUAGCGUAACUGGUAGUCGGCUCUUGACCUGGAUUGCUGACCUUGAAAAGUGGGUUGGGAGUUUGUUUAAGCAAGUGACAAGUGUACGGAAUGUGGUUGUUCGCAGAGUCUUGAAUGUGGAAAUUCCUACAUUGUCAAGAUGCCUGGAAUUGACUUUCUACGGCUUGAAGAUGCAAGGGAAGAUUCACCCCAGGCAAAGUCUAUGCUUGGACUUUUUGAGGAAGACACUGCCCUGUUUACUAAUUACGUCAGUGGUUUGCUGGCUGCUUGCAGGAAGGUGGUUGACUGUGAGAAUGAGUUGUCCAUUGCUAUCCAGGCCUUGUCUCAGAAACUUCAAGAUUAUGAAAAAUUGCACUUUCCAUUGGGCAGAGAUGACAGUAUUUUGGCCUCAACUCUCAAGCAGUUUUCAAGGACAAUGGAAGAGGUUAGCUCUGUUCACACUGCUCAUUCCACUCAACUGAAUGACUUGAUGGUUCAACCACUGUCCUCAUUCACCAAUAGUGACCUGACAGAAAUCACAAAUAUGAAAGAACUCAACCGGAUGUUAGAACAAGAACACGAAAAUGCAAUAGUAAAGUACUGCCGAGUUUCAAAGAAGAAAGAGAAUGAAACCAAAGCAAGAAUAGAUGCAAAUGAUGAGUUAUAUUCGUGCAGAAAGAAGCUUUUACAGAAUUCUCUCAACUACUACAAUUCUUUGAACUUGUUGCAAUACAAACGCACCAGUAACUUGCUGCAGCCCAUGCUGGGAUUCUUCCAAGCUCAGCUAAUGUUGUUUCGAUUAGGCAAGGAGACUUUGACCAAACAGACAGAGGACUACCUAGCAAAUAUCACUGAGAGUUUACAGAGUGUCCACUCAGAGUUGGGUCAGCUUUCCCAGCGAUCCAGUGAUAAGAUACUUGAGAUUACAGAGAAUUCAACCUAUUACUACAUGCCUGAACCCACACCAGACAUGCAGAUGCAGCCUAGACCUGUCAAUACCGGAUUCAGUCAGAUAGCUGGAUAUCUCAUGAUUAGAAGCAAAUCGGGUUUGACUCACCGAUGGGAGAGACAAUAUUUCUUCACCCAAGGCGGAAACCUGAUGAGUCAUGCCAAGGGACAGAUUGCUGGAAGUUUAGUUAUAGACUUGGAUGGUUGCACAGUCAAUGCAGCGGAAAUUGAUGAUCGCCGAUUCGCUUUUCAGAUUACUAGGCCUGAGGAUGCCAAAAAGUUGGUUAGCCUUCAAUGUAUGAGUGGAUCUGACAGAGAAGAGUGGAUUGCUACCAUACGUAACAUCUCCAGUGGAUUCUACAUGCCAGAGAAACCACCUCAGAGUAACAUCCCUCAGACUCAAGCUGUUGGAGAUGCACGAUCCCGAGCCUUCAGUGCCCCACCCACAGCUUGGGCAGUCCCCGUCCCAUCAACCCAAGGAGGAAGUGGUGGUGAAGGCACCAUUACCACACCCACCGGUGGGACCCGCCCCAAGCAGCCUAUGUCUCUGUCCAAUGUGCCCCAGAAACAACGAGCAGACAGUUAUAAGCAUAGUGGAAAGGAGAAGUCCCUGUCAAGUGAUAUUAGCCGUUCCAGCAGCCAGGACAUCCCUGCCACCCCACCACCCUCUCCCCUUGAUUCUGUGCUGUCCACUACACCAAUCCAGUUUGAUAUGAUCACACCAAGUGAAGAGCAACCUCCAGCGAUGCCUAGAUAUGCUCCACCCACAAAAGAGGGAUCUCAGAGGAGAGUGAACCCAUUUGAUGAUAAGCCUUUGGAAUCCAGGCCCAUUCAAGUUUUAGGAGCCACUGAUCCGGUUGGCUACAUACAGACAUAUCUCCUGAGGUUCUUGGGAUCCAUGGAGGUCAGACGAGACAAAGGAUUAGACAUCAUCAUGGAUACCAUACGCAAGAUCAUGGCUGCCAGGGCAAUCCAUAACAUCUUUAAGAUGACAGAGCUGCACCUUAUUGUGACCAGCCAGUCUAUAAGACUACUGGAUUCAUCUAAGCAAGUAGUCAAGGCUCACCAUGACCUGACUGAUGUGUCAUUCUGGGCUGCACACCAGGAAAACAAAAGGUUAUUUGCAUUUAUCACACGUCGGCAUGGGGCCAGGCACCAGCCACAGUUCAUAUGUCAUGUCUUUGAGGCCGAUGUGGCAGCUGAGGAAAUAUGCCAGGCCAUCAGUCUGGCUGCUGACAUUGCAUUUCAGGCUUUGCUCCAGCAACGCACCACAGCCCUUGCACAAGGUCAGACACAAGACAAGGGAGACUCAUCAAACUUAGUGUUAGAAGCACCAAGUAACCCACCAGUUAAUCGGUACAAUCAACCACCGUUCCACAGCAGGCACCAGGGCCAAAUACUAUCACCACAACCAGACCAACAGGUAUUGCAGCCUGGUCAAACCCAGUUGCAGCUUGACCAAACCCAGUUACAACCCAGCCAAGCCCACAGUCUACCACAGUUACAACAGAACCAGCCUCCAACACAUCCCAGUCAACCUGCUGGGUUCAUACCGGUCUACACAAUGCCUUCAGUGGAUCAGCACAGUAACCAACAACCAACAGGGCCAGCUUACAACUCCAAUGGGAACAACAGCACCUAUGGUGGCUCAGCCUGCUCUCUCCAGGGUCCCAUUGCAAGUGGACUGGAAGGUUUGAAUCUUGGGCAUGGUUUAAGAGGAAGAGUCGAUAGCUUGAAACUAGCUGAUGAGUCAGAUGCCUAGAGGUAUAGUGGCUUGAAUUAGUAGGUAAGCAGCUCACUUUGAGGCUUUGUUCACUAAGUCAUGUUUUGCUCUAUCACCGAAGACAAGGCAGUUUGUUUCCUAUCUGUAGAAUAGGAUGGACUGACUACUGAAGAUAAAUAAAAUCUUUUGUUCCCCCAUCUUUCUUUCAUUGUAAAGUAAAAAAAACAGGCACAUGUCUACACAUCAGUACAUAGGUUAGCAUUAUACAGUACAUCACAAUCUGUACACAAAGCAAAGACUGAGCAUAACAGCAUCACAUGCCAUUCACUUGUCUCCAUCCUAAAGGAGUGCAGCCUAACCAAAUUGAAUAACUGCAUAGUUAACACGCAUGUGCACUAAAAGCAGAAAUGUAGUCAUUUCUUGGCCACCGGAGUUUGGAUGAGGCUCAGUGACAGUUUUGUGCCUGAAUUAUCAAUUUAUCUGUAUUAUUGUAAAUGAAGACAUGGCAGUGAUCGAUGAUAUUCGUUCAUGUGUUACAGAUUAUCCAUGCAGAUCUCUAUAGUUUGGUGCUUUGGCUAUUGGUUAAUAUAUUCAGAGUGCAUAUUUUUGGAGUUACCAGCUAGAUGUUUUUGUUAAAUAACUGGAUUUUAUUCUGAACAGCCACAUAUAUUUUGUAUCUUGAGAAAAUGGAAAAAAAAUGUAAAUAUUUAAGCACAGGUGUUAACAUGAUGCAAGAAAAAAGUUACCCCAAGGAUAAAAAAAUCCAUUCCACACAUCAAUAAACAAGUUUGUACACAACUUCAACAUGGAUCUCUUCUAUCUUAACCCGUUGUGCAAGCUGAGUAACCCCCUUCGGUUCUGUACAUAGCUUUCUAUCGUGGAAAACUUUCAACACUUACUUGAGGGCAAAUGCAAUCAAGGACCAUAGUUAACCAUAGUUCAACCAUCGAAGGACACAGGAGUUUGAACUGCCCAGGCUAUAACAUCUGGCCAAGUACCGCUUUCUGGCAUGCCCAGUGCAUGUAUGUCCAUAUCAAGAGCACUGCGAAUGCUUACCACGCACCAUCUGUUUCAUAUCCAUGAAACCCAUUUGUACCCUAUGAUCGCCGCCGCAAUUUGUUGAUGGUAAUCUGCAUCCUUAAAAACUUUGCGCACUGAGUUAUAGGAAAUUGAAUAUUCGUGUCUUUGUUAGUGAUUGGUAUGAUCUCUUAUCAUCAAAUUUAAUGCUUGUGCAGUUGCUUGUAUUACGCUGUGUGCCCUAAAUGAACAUGCGCAGUCAUUACCCUUAAUCCUAACCCUCCUCAAUCCUUCACCUGUUGGAGGACUGAGGAGUGUUGGGGUUAAUGAGCUCUCUCUUCUGGAGUUAUUGUGGGAAUAAAUAGCCCCAUUGUUUACAAGAUUUUGUGUUUAGUUUGAAUCAUUGUUAUUAUGGCAUUUGAACAAAAGUGUAUUUUACGAGAUUCCAUGAUCACUCCCCAGAUGAAAUGGCACAUUUUGUUCCUUAUGUACUUAGCUUUCCAGUAGUGGCCAACAUUUUGUUGGCCAGUCUUAGCCAAAUUCAUACCAAGUCUUUGAACACCAAUGUAUUGAGGGAGGAGAAUAAAGUUACAAACUCUGCAUGGAUAAUGGAA